Arabidopsis arenosa is the source of this 3437-nucleotide messenger RNA. The record is from the annotation of a GenBank genome assembly. Lineage: Eukaryota; Viridiplantae; Streptophyta; Magnoliopsida; Brassicales; Brassicaceae.
UUUGUGUUUUUCUUUUACUCUGUAGUGUACAUCAAUGGCUACGUCAAUGGCAAACGAGAAGUCGGAUUUUACUAGAACCGCAACAUCAUUCCGCAACUUUGUUUCACAAAAACCUGAUUCUCAGUUUCCAGCAGAAUCAGGAAGAUAUCAUCUUUAUAUCUCUUACGCUUGUCCAUGGGCUUCUAGAUGUCUUGCAAUCUUGAAAUUCAAAGGACUUGAAAAAGCAAUAAGCUUUUCGUCUGUUCAACCACUUUUUAAAAAAACCAAAGAAAGCGACGAGCAUAUGGGAUGGGUUUUUCCAGAUUCAGAUACAGAGGUUCUUGGAGCUGAACGUGAUCAUCUUAAUGGUGCGAAAUCCGUAAGAGAACUAUAUGAUAUCGCUGGCUCCAACUACACGGGAAAAUACACUGUUCCUGUUCUUUGGGAUAAGAAGCUUAAGACUAUCGUUAACAAUGAGAGUUCUGAGAUACUCCGAAUGUUCAAUACCGAGUUCAAUCAUGUUGCAGAAAACCCUUCUCUCGAUCUUUACCCUCCCAAUCUCCGAGCCAUAAUCGAUGAGACCAACGAAUGGAUCCACGAUGAGAUAAAUAACGGUGUUUAUAAAUGUGGGUUUGCUAAAAAUCAAGAAACCUAUGAUGUGGCAGUGAAACAAUUGUAUGAUGCAUUGGACCGAUGCGAAGAAAUACUCAGAAAACAACGGUUUCUUUGUGGAAACACUUUGACUGAACCAGAUAUCCGAUUAUUCGUCACUCUCAUAAGAUUUGAUGAGGCUUACGCGGUGAUCUUCAAAUGCGAUAAGAGACUCGUAAGAGAGUAUUAUAAUCUCUUUAACUACACGAAAGAUAUCUUCCAAAUCGCGGGAAUGAGCAGUACAGUAAAGAUGGAUCAUAUAAAGCAAAAUUACUAUGGAAGCUUUCCUUCUUUAAACCCUCUUGAGAUCAUCGCUCGUGGACCAAACAUCGAUUACUCUUUGCCUCAUGAUCGAUACAGAUUCAUGGAUAAAACUAGAUCAUUUCCAGCAGAAUCAGGAAGAUACCAUCUUUAUAUCUCUUACGCUAGUCCAUGGGCUUCUAGAUGUCUUGCAAUCUUGAAACUCAAGGGACUUGACAAAGCAAUAAGCUUUUCGUCUGUUCAACCACUUCGUAGAAAAACCAAAGAAAGCGACGAGCAUAUAGGAUGGGUUUUUCCAGAUUCAGAUACAGAGGUUCUUGGAGCUGAACGUGAUCAUCUUAAUGGUGCAAAAAGCAUAAGAGCACUUUAUGAUAUCGCUAACUCGAACUACAAGGGCAAAUACACUGUUCCUGUUCUUUGGGAUAAGAAGUUUAAGACUAUAGUUAACAAUGAGAGUUGUCAGAUACUCCGAAUGUUCAAUACCGAGUUCAAUCAUGUCGCAGAAAACCCUUCUCUUGAUCUUUACCCUCCCAACCUCCGAGCCAUAAUCGAUGAGACUAACGAAUGGAUUCACGAUGGGAUAAAUAACGGUGUUUAUAAAUGUGGGUUUGCUAAAAAUCAAGAAACCUAUGAUGUGGAAGUGGAACAAUUGUAUGAUGCAUUGGACCGAUGCGAAGAAAUACUCGGAAAACAACGGUUUCUUUGUGGAAACAUUUUGACUGAACCAGAUAUCCGAUUAUUCGUCACUCUCAUAACAUUUGACGAGGCUUACGCGGUGAUCUUCAAAUGCAAUAAAAGACUCGUAAGAGAUUAUUAUAAUCUCUUUAACUACACGAAAGAUAUCUACCAAAUCGCGGGAAUGAGCAGUACAGUAAAGAUGGAUCAUAUAAAGCAAAAUUACUAUGAAAGCUUUCCUACUUUAAACCCUCUUGAGAUCAUCGCUCCUGGACCAAACAUUGAUUACUCUUUGCCUCAUGAUCGACACAGAUUCUCUUCCGAAAGUGACGAUGCAAGACUUGAAACGGAGAGAGCGAUUAAAAGCUUAAGAUCCACGACAAUCCCACUUCCCAUGGCGGUUUCCUCCUUCUCCGACGAAGAAAUCCCGCCGCAGCACCAAGUGUUCAUCAACUACAGAGGAGACGAGCUACGAAAAAGCUUCCUGGGGUUUCUCGUGAAGGCCAUGAGAGACGCGAAGAUCAACGUCUUUACAGAUGAGAUCGAGGUCAAAGGUAGAGAUUUACAGAAUCUUUUCAGUAGGAUCGAGGAAUCAAGAGUCGCUGUUGCGAUCUUAUCCGAGAGAUACACUGAAUCGAGUUGGUGUUUGGAUGAAUUAGUGAAGAUGAAGGAAUGGAUUGAUCAAGACAAGCUCGUUGUCAUUCCAAUCUUCUAUAGAUUGGAUGCGACAAACUGUAAAAGACUCGAGGGACCUUUCGGCGAUAAUUUUCGGAAAUUGGAGAGAGAGUAUCGGAGUGAGCCUGAGAGGAUCAAGAAAUGGAAAGAAGCUUUGAUCUCUAUUCCCCAAAAGAUUGGCUUGACUUUGGAAGGACAUAGGAAUGAGUGUGAAUUGGUCGAUUCAAUCGUUAAGGAGGUGAAGAAAGUACUAAUCGAUAUGUCAAGCAAGGAAAGAGACAACUCACAGAAUUACACUAACAUAGAAGGUCAAUCUACAAAGCACCAUAUUGAAAACAACAUCAUCUCAUCUUUUGAGCCUCUAAUGGCAGAGCUAGACCAACUACCACCACGUCGCCCUCAAGUGUUUGUCAAUUUCUGCAAUGACGAGCUUGGCGACAACUUUAUUAGACAUCUCGUGUGGGCUUUGAGAGACUCAGGGAUCAAUGUCUUCACAGACAGCUACAAGGUUAAAGGAAGUGGACAAACACAAGAAAUAUUCACGAGUAUAGAGAAGUCGAAUAUCGCGCUUGCCAUCUUCUCAAAGAGAAAUGAAUUUGCUCUUGUCGGUGCCAUUGUUAGAGAAGUUACAAGAUUACUACCAAACUCUCCAAGAAGAAGAAAAUUAGGGAUUGGAGAAGUUUUCUUGAGGGCUUUAACAGCUACAUUUAUCUUUGCUCUCUUCAUAUACCCUAUGCCUAUGCCUGAUGUGAAUUUUUUCAAAAUUGGUGCCCAACUGGGUUCAAGUGCGGAAAUAAACUAUCAGCCGCCUUCAGUUGUUACAGGUGGUGACCUGGCGAAGGUUCAACGAGCGGUUUGCAUGAUCAGCAACAAUACUGCAGUGGCUGAAGUGUUCUUACGUAUAGACCCUAAGUUUGAUUUGAUGUACUCCACAAGAGCCUUUGUCCAUUGGUAUGUAGGAGAGGGCAUGGAAGAAGGAGAGUUCUCUGGCCCCGUGAGGAUUCUGCCCUCAGGAAGUUGGUGCAGAAGGAGCAGAGGACGAAGACGAAGAAGGCGAUGAGUAUUAGAAAGACUUUUUUUCUUUCUUUGUGACAUAGCAACUAUGUUAUUUUGUGAUGUUUACGGGUCGGAUUAUUUUGUGGUUUAUUUUGGCACUUCAAAUGUCUUGUACGCUCUAAUAAAGAUGCUUGUGAGAA